Messenger RNA from Ictalurus furcatus (blue catfish), 1467 nucleotides. RefSeq names its product interferon regulatory factor 1b (gene irf1b). Lineage: Eukaryota; Metazoa; Chordata; Actinopteri; Siluriformes; Ictaluridae. Bases 113 to 1036 code for a protein of 307 amino acids. Gene Ontology annotation, biological process: immune system process; regulation of transcription by RNA polymerase II. The record is from RefSeq and is a predicted model, not a curated record. Gene Ontology annotation, molecular function: RNA polymerase II cis-regulatory region sequence-specific DNA binding; DNA-binding transcription factor activity, RNA polymerase II-specific. The transcript is spliced from 9 exons. Gene Ontology annotation, cellular component: nucleus.
GGCACGCUCCUGGACACAACUAUACUCAGUAACCGUCACGGAGAACAGCUCGUUCUAAACCAAGUGGAAUACCUUUCUUUUAUUUCAUUAAUCAUUCCGGAUACUCAGAACCAUGCCUGUGUCAAGAAUGCGCAUGCGGCCCUGGUUAGAGGAUAUGAUUGACUCGAACUCAGUCUCUGGACUUGUCUGGGUAGAUAAGGAGAAAAAGAUGUUCUCCAUUCCUUGGAAGCAUGCUGCACGCCAUGGAUGGGAGAUGGACAAAGAUGCCUGUCUGUUCAAACAGUGGGCAAUCCACACAGGCAAAUUCAAGCCAGGAAUCACUGAACCUGACCCCAAAACAUGGAAAGCAAACUUCCGUUGUGCGAUGAACUCACUGCCAGAUAUUGAAGAAGUGAAGGACAAAAGCAUCAACAAAGGCUGUGAAGCUGUUCGUGUCUACCGUAUGCUUCAGGUUGUCAAGAACAAGAGUAAGAGAUCAUCUAAAAGUCAGGACAGCAGGAGAAGGAAAAAGAUGAGGAAGAUGGAUGCAGACAUGUCUUCAACUGAAGAGCACGUUUACACCAACAAACAGCAGCAAGACAUGAUCACUCAGGAGAACACCAUAGACAGCACUGAAAGCAUGAAAACAGCAAGCCCCACCUACGAUGUGCCUGACUGCUCGGGUUAUGAAGUGGAAAUCGGCCCUGACAGCACAAACGAUAUCUACACUGGGAGGUUCCAGGUUUCACCAGUUCACACAACGGACUACGAGGAAAAAGCUAUUGUUGAGAUCACACGGCAAUUGGAGCUUGAUAGUUCACAGUGGCUACAAAGCAAUAGCAGCGGAAAGGGGUUCCUGUGCAAUGAAGUAGCCACGACAGAAUCUUACCACUGUCCAGAGAGCCAAUGGAGUGAUACCUCAGGAGAGGAGCUUGAGCUACGUUUUUACACAGAACUGAUACCAGGACUGCCCAGUGAAGAUCUCUUAAACUACACAGAUAUGUGGAACAGCAGCCCUCACACAACUGGCCUUCCACAAAUCAGCUGUCUACUCUGAGAUCUUCUCUGAUACUCAGCCUGUACAUUAUCUCAUUACCUCACGUUCUAGGUCUGUCCCUCUGACCAUGAAAUCAGUCCACAAAAUGUCUUGUAUGAACUACUUCAGCUUGGUUUGCCAUAAAGUGUGAAGUUUUAUGCUGGAGGAUUAUGUUAGAGAUUUUAUGGUCAUCAACGGAACAGUUUUCUAAUGCGUUGUUCUCAAUUGUAAAGGAUAAUGGCUUGUAUAUAAACAUGUUCAUGUAAUUUACUGUGACAUUUGGCAGGAUCCGUUACCUACACAUUAGGGUUUUAAGGCAUUUUCCUCUGAAAACUUUAUAGGAUAUCUCUAAUGAAUUUUUAAGUUCUUGUGCGCUUGGGUGAAAAUUCUUCACAACAUGUAUAUAGUGUAUAAAUGAGUUUAUAAUAAAAAAAUGUGAAAAUUGUAAGUUG